AAGAACUUUUUGGGAUUAUACAGCUACUAUAUUGGUGCGUACGUCACUGAUGACAGACACGAGGUGCGGCUAGUGGUCAGCGAAAGUGGCCUGUAGGCCUGUCUUGUACAAAUUUCUGUGCCUGCAGUGUAUCGAUUCACUGAGUGCCCGCUUAGUAUAGGUUAAGGUUGUGCAAGUGCCCAUUAUGUAUAGGUUAAGGUUGUGCAAGUGCCCGCUGUGUAUAGGUUAAGGUUGUGACGAGUGCCCAUUAUGUAUAGGUUAAGGUUGUGACGAGUGCCCAUUAUGUAUAGGUUAAGGUUGUGACGAGUGCCCAUUAUGUAUAGGUUAAGGUUGUGACAAGUGCCCGCUGUGUAUAGGUUAAGGUUGUGCAAGUGCCCGCUUUGUAUAGGUUAAGGUUGUGACGAGUGCCCGCUUCGCAUAGGUUAAGUUCGUGACGAGUGCCCGCUGUGCAUAGGUUAAGGUUGUGACGAGUGCCCGCUUUGUAUAGGUUAAGGUUGUGACGAGUGCCCGCUUUGCAUAGGUUAAGGUUGUGACGAGUGCCCGCUUUGCAUAGGUUAAGGUUGUGACGAGUGCCCGCUGUGUAUAGGUUUAGGUCGUUACGAGAGCCCGCUUUGUAUAGGUUUAGGUCGUUACGAGAGCCCGCUUUGUAUAGGUUUAGGUCGUUACGAGAGCCCGCUUUGUAUAGGUUUAGGUCGUUACGAGAGCCCGCUUUGUAUAGGUUUAGGUCGUUACGAGAGCCCGCUUUGUAUAGGUUUAGGUCGUAUAGAGAGCCCGCUUUGUAUAGGUUAAGUUCUUGACGAGUGCCCGCUUUGUAUAGGUUUAUGUUUUAAUGAGUACCCACAUUGUCUAUCGCCUCUGAGGACAGGAAUAUCGUCUGCCUCACAGAUAGUAUCAGUCAGGGACGUGCUUUUAUCGCUUUUAAGGACCGGAAUAUCGUCUGCUUCACCGACGGUAUCAAUCAGAGACGUGCUGUUAUCACUGACAUGCCGGCAUAUCACCUGCUCUAUUGCCCUUAGCCGUUUGAUUACAACUUGUACGGUAUCUGAUACAGUAAGCCAUAUAACGCCUAAGGAGAAACAAUUGAACCAGUCAUUUUCCUCUGCCUUUUCACAUCGCUUCACAGGGAUAUGUCUUCGCGACGCUUUCCCCUAUACUUUUUUUAAAAUUUUUCAUUGUAGAGAAUUGGUUCGUAUAUCGAGAAGUGAUUAGGUUGUGAAAUAAACAAAAUGGAGGAAUAAAAAAGAGAAUGUAGUAAUUGGAGAAGAAAAAGUAAAAAAAAGUAAUUACUGAACUACGUGCUUUGCUUCAUUUUUCCUCCCAUUUGACAUAUGACAUGUGUCACUUAACUAUCAAAUCAAAGAGCCGAACGGGUUUAGAUGGAAGUGUUGCUAUUCGUCUUUUUAUUCGAGGGUUAAGACCCUUUUUUUCCACCUCCCCCUCCCUUCCCUCUGUUUGCUCCUCAUGCACGUUUCGCGCGCAUCGCUUGUGUUUAUCUUAGAAGAAAGACAGAAAAAAACUCUCUUGGUUUAUCAUAUUAUAUCCUCAUUACAGACAUUGACACAUGAUGUCACAUAUAAGACUUUUUCGUUUUAUAACAAUUAUUUACAUUGACAAACAAACAUUUCGCCAGCCUUUUGUUACGCUUUCCUUUUCCGGUGAAAAUUUAUCGGCUUAAAUGUUUUUUCUAUUGUGUUCCAGAUUUUGUUUUCGCCGUUUGAUAGAACUCUGAUGUAGAUUCUUUUCAAACAAAAAUGAGCAGUAAGCUCUUUGUACGCCAUUCCGUCUUUCGCCCAUUCAUUUUAAGUUGUUUAGUCUCGUCCCCUUACCCGUUACUAGAUUGAAAACGUUCGCACUUCAAUUAACCACAAAAUUACUAGUACAAUUUCCUUUGCCGGAUUUUCGUCAAUGACACACAACUAAUUUCAUUUCUACCUUCUAUCCAUACAAAUGGCGCAAUUUAUCUUGUCAACGGCACUUUCCGCUAUCAUAAAACUUUGGUCUCGACUAUUGUGACGAUUGUGGUUCCCUGUUCACCAGAUCGCUUAAGACUUUUAUUCCUUAGGACAAAAACAUUUCCUUUAUUAAGGGAAGCAUCGUUUAUUUUUUGUAUUGCUCUUUUUGUGUUGUUGACUCUUUAGAGCGGAAGUACGAGUAUAAAUACACGGAAACUCAAUCAAAACACUCAAAAAUAAGCGUGCUAGACGUGGGAAUCCAAUCGCGUUACCGAACACACUAUCGCUUCACCGCUGAAAUUUGAAUUUCUUAAGAUGCUAAUGAAGUGUGAUCUUCGCUUGUCUUAGCAACUCGCCGUGAAGUAAUUUUCCAUGUGCAAAUCCCGGAGAUCAAAUCUAGGAAUCUUCCAUCAUUAGGCUGACAGCUUUGAUUUAAAGUGCGAGUGUUGUAUGGCUUAUUAUUCGCCGCAGCUGAGGAACGGUGGUAGCACGAGUAGGCGGUUCUCGAGCGAAUGCGACACACUUAGGAGAGCGCGUAUCUUGGACUGUGCUGAGAAAACUGUCAAACGACAUAGCGCCCACAUGAGAUCUCCUCGGCAAAAGCCCGUCGAUGGCGACAGUUCCACAGUACCAACACAGGAUCCCUCUUACACAGGAAUCCCAAGCGUUCGGCUGCGUUCUAAGCGAAGUCAUUCGUUAAUGGUGGGGAGCAUGCAGGCGCCGGUAUUACCGCACCGCUCAAACCGAACUUUCAGUCUCCCUUGCUCCUCGCGACCAAUCAUAUUUUCUCUAGGCAAUGUACAUACAAGAACGCAUGGAAUGGACGAGGACUAUGUGGAAUGUGAGGAGGAAUACUUGAGCCUUGACGAAAGCAUGGGAUGGUAUACUCCGAUCGCUGGCCUCUCCUGUAGCUUUGCACUAUUCGUGUGGUCUUGUCUACUGUCGCACUAUUACAGGGGAUAGCCAUUGCAUUUGUUCCGAGUCUGAAGUCACUCUGAUCAAUACAACCAACAUUGUUUUGGGGGCGUACUGUGAUGUUGUCAAAUGAACUUCAAGAAUGCAGAUUUACAACUGAAAACAAUUGAGCCUACAAGGAAAUGCUAUCAGUGACGAGAUGAAUAGAGACAAAGGUCACUUUUUUAGAAAGGGUUAUUUUUAUGGAUAAUAAAAAUAUUUUUAUUUACAAAA
Nematostella vectensis (starlet sea anemone) is the source of this 3140-nucleotide messenger RNA. RefSeq names its product cancer-related nucleoside-triphosphatase homolog. Lineage: Eukaryota; Metazoa; Cnidaria; Anthozoa; Actiniaria; Edwardsiidae. The record is from RefSeq and is a predicted model, not a curated record. The coding region runs from base 2403 to 2915 and encodes 170 amino acids. Gene Ontology annotation, molecular function: ATP hydrolysis activity. The transcript has 3 exons.